Messenger RNA from Orbicella faveolata, 1168 nucleotides. Its product is annotated as marginal zone B- and B1-cell-specific protein-like. Gene Ontology annotation, cellular component: extracellular region; endoplasmic reticulum chaperone complex. The record is from RefSeq and is a predicted model, not a curated record. Gene Ontology annotation, biological process: regulation of B cell proliferation. Lineage: Eukaryota; Metazoa; Cnidaria; Anthozoa; Scleractinia; Merulinidae.
CGAUUUGUUGUCCUCCUUAUUUUACAUUUGAAGCUGUUUACUUAUUUAUGAUUUGAUAUAUUUAGACACGUUUGAUAACAGUUCACUUCUGUACAAGCGUCGUUGUCUUUUUUGGAAGGGAACGGUGGCAAAGAAGAUGGCUUUUCGCGGUGUUUUGCUGUGUUCAUUCGUCAGUUUUUUGAGUUCAGGAGCUCUCGGGUUCCAGGACGGGCAACCAAUGCGCUUUGAGACGCCGAAAAUGAAUGAAGAGGAACAACAUUCACCGCACACUCCUAAGUCCUUUGAGAUGACGUGUGAUGCUUGUACCGCGAUCGCUUAUCAGAUGAGCCAAGCUUUGCAAAAAGCUGAAGAAAAGAGGCCAUCCCUGAAAGGAAAGCCUUUGCCAGAGUCUGAUAUCCUUGAUGUGUUUGAAACUGUUUGUGACAAGUCGUGGGAUGACUAUGGCUUAAAGACAGUUCAUGGAGUGAACCGUUUGUCUGGACCAGGUCUUGAAGCUAAGGACUUUCCUGGUAUGAUGCAAGGUGGUGGAAAAUGGCCAGGCAGACUUGCUCAGAAGUGUAGUAAUUUGGUUGGAGACAUUGGAGAAGAGGAACUUUAUAUGGAGUACAGAAAAUCGAAGGAUCUACUCAACUACUUGUGCAACGAAUAUACUAAGGACUGUGUGAAAAAAGAGAAGCAAGAAUUAUGAUAUCGAAGAAUGUUCAAAUGUGUUUCUAUUUGGGUAUUAAGUUUAGUUGUGGCUGUAUUCUUACAAGUAUUCUGCAACCAGAGAGCUUAGUCAGUCAUUUUAUAAUAAAAGAACUUUGAAGUUUUCAAGCCACCAGUGAUCCUUUCUAAUUUAUUUACUUUAAUCCCAGUCUGUGACCAUUUUCAUUUAGCCACAGUUUAUAUUAAUUGCACUUGAAAGUUCAGUCCUUUCACAGCGAAUGAUUGGUUUUACUGCUGUUUUAGUGAGAAGUGCUUCGUUGCAUUAACGAUGUCAAUAGCAAUCAUAUUAGUUAAGUUAAUUGCUUUCUUUUCCUUCACGCUGCAUGUAGUUUUAAAAAAUUGUUGCAGCUCAUUUUACCAUUUUGAAGAUUUUACUUGCUUGCACUUUGAGCAACUCUACGAUGAAGAUUAAUAUUUGCUGCCUUUGUGUGCUCAUGGAAUAAAUGAAGAAUCAUUUUAA